Molecule: messenger RNA, 1951 nt
Organism: Culicoides brevitarsis
Lineage: Eukaryota; Metazoa; Arthropoda; Insecta; Diptera; Ceratopogonidae
Gene: nAChRalpha4
Product: acetylcholine receptor subunit alpha-like
Exons: 11
Coding region: 53-1741 (562 amino acids)
Biological process (GO): signal transduction; chemical synaptic transmission; monoatomic ion transmembrane transport
Cellular component (GO): synapse; plasma membrane; neuron projection
Molecular function (GO): acetylcholine-gated monoatomic cation-selective channel activity; transmembrane signaling receptor activity
Source: RefSeq, a predicted model, not a curated record
GGAGCAAAUAUUUAAUAGCGUCUCGUGUUAAUUAAAGCGCGUGGCAGCAAACAUGAGAAUUGGAUCGCCUACGACAGGCGAGACAUUCCGCGCAUGGCUGCUGUCCGCUCUCGUAGUCCACGGAGCGGUGGCAGGCAAUCCGGAUGCCAAGCGUCUGUACGAUGAUCUCCUUAGCAAUUACAACAAACUGGUACGACCCGUGGUCAAUACAUCGGAUGUGCUACGGGUUUGCAUCAAACUGAAGUUGUCACAGUUGAUCGAUGUGAAUUUAAAAAAUCAAAUUAUGACAACGAAUCUAUGGGUCGAACAGUCAUGGUACGAUUAUAAAUUACGAUGGGAACCCAAGGAAUAUGGCGGCGUUCAAAUGUUGCAUGUGCCAUCGGAUCACAUAUGGCGACCGGAUAUCGUGCUGUACAAUAACGGUGACGGUCAUUAUGAAGUAACAUUAAUGACUAAAGCGACUGUGUAUAAUACCGGACUAGUAGUUUGGCAGCCGCCAGCCGUCUACAAAUCCUCGUGUUCAAUCGAUGUUGAAUUCUUCCCCUAUGAUGUACAAACGUGCGUUUUAAAAUUAGGCAGUUGGACUUACGAUGGUUUUAAGGUGGAUUUACGACAUAUGGAUGAAAAGUCUGGCAGCAAUAUCGUGGAUGUUGGUGUGGAUCUAUCGGAAUUCUAUAUGUCGGUAGAGUGGGACAUCUUAGAAGUGCCAGCAGUAAGGAAUGAAAAAUUUUAUACAUGCUGUGAUGAACCCUACUUGGAUAUAACAUUUAACAUAACAAUGCGGAGAAAAACGUUAUUUUAUACCGUAAAUAUAAUUAUUCCCUGCAUGGGUAUCUCGUUUCUCACCGUGCUGACGUUUUAUUUGCCUAGCGAUAGUGGUGAAAAGGUAACACUAUCGAUAUCUAUUUUAAUUAGUCUCCACGUGUUCUUUCUACUGGUUGUAGAAAUUAUACCGCCAACUUCUCUAGUGGUGCCUUUGCUAGGGAAAUAUUUAAUUUUCGCUAUGAUAUUAGUAUCAAUUAGUAUAUGCGUUACUGUCGUGGUUUUAAAUGUACAUUUCCGAUCGCCGCAAACACACAAAAUGGCACCGUGGGUAAAACGGUUUUUCAUCGAUUUUUUGCCCAAAUUGCUGUUUAUGAAGCGACCAAAUUACAACUUUGAGACAAAUAGAAAACUGCUAAAAUCGCACACAUGCUUCUAUCCAUAUUACUCGGCACCAAAUAUUAGUAGAAUACCACCUUUUGGUAGUAGAACAGCUUCAAAAGAGGAUCUAUCUCCAUCUAGUUUUUUAGCUACUGGACCAUUCGGUGGUAGUUGUCAAAUUCACGGUCCAAUACCGAUGCCGCAAUCGGAAUCGGAAGAGUUAUCAACGACACCAAUUGAUGCAGAAACAGGCGAUCAUCCGUCUGGCAUUAAAAGUCCAAUUAUACAAAAUCCACCAAAACCACCCGCAUUUUCGCAUUCAUACUGCCCGCCCGAGAUACAUCGGAGCUGCUUCUGCGUACGUUUCAUUGCGGAACACACAAAAAUGCAGGAAGACUCGACAAAGGUAAAAGAGGACUGGAAAUACGUGGCAAUGGUACUCGAUCGAUUAUUCUUGUGGAUUUUCACGUUUGCCGUAUUCGCUGGCACCGCCGCCAUCAUUCUGCAAGCACCAACGCUCUACGACGACCGUAAGCCCAUCGAUAAGCGUUUCACGGACUUUUCCACGUCAUCCGUGUCGAGGUGCCCUCCCCAAUAGCAAUCGAAGUACUUGUUCUUCCUCCUCUUCUACUACAUCUACUACAUUGCCGCGCUCAUGAAAAACUCGUAUUAUUUCGCGUAUCUCGCAUUUUUACUGUUGUUACCCGUGUUAUUUGCCGUUGUCGCAACGAGUGCCUAUGUUUUGAAAUUUGAUGAAAAAAAUUUGUCACUUAUUUGUAACAAUAAUGACGAGAAUAAUGUUGUUGCC